GCCACGUCUGUGCAGGUCUCUUAGUACUUGGGUGUAAGGUAAAUAAGGCUUGGGCAUUAGAAGUGGGGUUUCUUUCAGGCUCUGUAUACCAGGAAAGCCCAGAGCCACUUUGCCCCUUUCACUUGAGUCAAACCUGUUGGGAUGACUUCACCACUGUGGGUUUUUCCUUCUCUUGCAGGGUUUGGUCCCUUUGGAGAGCACGCUGUUAACGCCAGCUGGAUUGCAGUUCAGGAGCUGGAGAAGCUGGGACUGCGAGAUGAUGUGGAUCUGCACGUCUAUGAGGUCCCAGUUGAAUACCAGACAGUGCAAAGGCUCAUUCCUGCAUUAUGGAAAAAGCACAGUCCACAACUGGUGGUUCAUGUGGGUGUUUCGGGUAUGGCUACGACUGUGACUCUGGAGAAGUGUGGCCACAAUGUGGGUUAUAAGGGCUUGGACAACUGCCGCUUCUGCCCAGGCUCUCAGUGCUGCGUGGAAGGAGGCCCCGAGUGCAUCGAUUCCAUUAUUGACAUGGACACAGUUUGCAAGAGGGUCUCAGCACUGGGGCUGGACGUCACGGUCACUAUAUCAAAGGAUGCUGGCAGGUACCUCUGUGACUUCACUUACUACACAUCCUUAUACCAGAGUCGUGGGAGGUCAGCUUUUGUGCACGUGCCUCCGCUGGGAAAGCCCUAUACUGCAGAACAGCUGGGUCGGGCACUACAGGCUAUCAUAGAGGAAAUGCUGGAUGUUUUGGAGCAUUCCGAAGACAAAAUCAAUUGUCAGCAUGAACACUGAACGUGGGCAGAAGUUAUCCUAGUAUUGCACUUCCAAAACCUUCCCUGCUACCGAAGUACCUGGGGAGCCAGCCUGAAGCCUACAGACCCACGAAUUGGAGACUUCCAAAAGGCAAAUUCCACUCCUAGAAAUGGACCUUUUCUUUGCUUUUUUUCUCUGUCAGAUGUGUGCAUUUCAGCCUAGGCAACAAAGGAGUCAGAAUCUCUUCCUGGUAACACCUGCAACUCCUCCUUUGCGAAGCGAUUCUAGUGUGCGUGCUGUGCUUCAUGCAGAGCUCCUGACCAGUGUAACCAGUGCAGAUGGAAGGGUUCUCAUCUGGACUUGCUGUUCAGGUGCAGGGAAUUGAUAACCCAGUCUUCUAAUGACCAGUUUUUAAGUCGAAAGGUUUGCUUUCGUUUUGUUUCCCCCCUCUUUGGCCCACAUGCUCAGUUAUGAUAUAAAGAGCUGGAAUAGUGUGGGCUUAUCUGUUGGACAACAGCGCUUGGUGGAGACGAGGAAUCUUGGCAAUUGAGAGAUGGAACAACCCUUCAGGCACUGACUUCUUACCCCACGUUGUCCAGAUGCUCACAGGGUCCUCUGUCACGUACUGGUUAACCGGUAGCUGCAGAUAGAAGGGACGUGCUUUGGGUUCCUUCUGUGGCAGAGCAGGAGUUGGCUUUGUCUUUGUUUCUUGUACACAAGGAUGAGCCUGACUUGGCCAAAUACUUCCAAGUGUCUUUUUAAUUCCCUUCUCCAUCUCACUCCUCAAUUUAUUCCCUUUCUUCCUCAAGUCAACAUAUACCUCCUGUGCAAAACACCUUGUGUCAGCUGUGUAUGAAACAAAGCAGUAGCAGUGAAAUAGCUUUGCUAAAGGCCACUUGCUCCACAGGAGACCUUCACCCUCCACUUGGUGCUAGCUGUUCUUUUGAAGGCGAAGGUUGAGUAAUUGCUAACUUCCCCAGUUAUACAUUUUCCUCCUUGGAAAGGUUAGAAGAGUAAUGUUUAACAUUGAUUCAGCAUCGUCACCUUGAUUUAUUAGGGACACGAGUAUGCGAUGGGAAGACGUGCUGCCAAAUCCAGCUAAAAUCCUAAGCCUGCUGUUUGUAAACCAGAGGCAAUUGGUUGAAAAGGAGGAAUUCUGCUUCGGAUGAGUUUUCCAGGCUGGUUCUUAAUGUUUCCUUCCCAAUGGGAGGGUGCAGAUUGCUGCUUCUUGCAUGGACUUUCCCAGGAGUUCACUGGGGGAAGCAUACAUGCAGGUGCUAAGCAGGACUGGUUGAUGCAGGUUUGCUGCCAGAUGACAUGGCUCCAGUGAAGGAUGGAUGAUGGUGCAGUGGGAGCAGGCAUUGGUGAUUGAUGACCAGUUGGUCCCACUGAGGGGCCAUUUAAAUGAAGAGGUCUGUGAUUCGAUCCGAAUACUUUUACAAAUAUAUAUAUACAUACAUAUAUAUAUAUACACCCCCCCAACAUUUGGAAUGCCAUUACCUUCAUUUUCUACUUAGGAAUGAUCCUGCUCUAGUAUCUCUCAGUGAGAGCUGCCAUUAACUUGCUGUUUCCCAGGAGAAGUCUAGCGACAAAGGGAAUAGAGACCACUUCUUGCCACCCUGGAGAGAGGACCAAGGCUUCUGCAGUUGGAAUAACUUGGCUCUUGUGGAGAUGGUGGGAUAAACGUGUGGGUUUUUCCCAGUGCAAUUCCCACUGGGUUUAGUGUAUGAGCUUUUCUGAACAAAAGAGGUUGCUUUCCAAGCUUCUCUUUUGCAUUCAGAUGCGAGGUAGCACUUGUGGGGCUGUCACAGGCUUUCUGGUCAGUAAUUUAUUGUAUUUAAUGUGUUGUUGAGGUAUUGGUGCCUUUGACGUGGCUUUUGCCAAUAGUUGAGCUCCUUUUGUCAUGUAGCUUUGUCCCUUUCUCUGAUAGGAAGCUUUGGCAUGGGGGUAUCUUAGCUGCUGAGUGCUUGAAAGAGGAGGAAUUGAGGUGUUGUGCUGAGUUCAGCCACUGGUUGAAGGGGUUUUUAGGCAUGCUGUUUAAUGGACCUGGAAUGUAGCUGGCAAUGGAAUGGGAGUGGGAAAGAACAGUUGAGUGGGGGGAGAAGAGGAAAAGGAAGGGAUCAAAGCGGGCACAGGAAGGGCUGAUGCCCAUGGGAAGGUCUGGCAUCCAGGCAGCCCUCACCUGGAGCAGAAGGGGUUGGAGGAGCUCAGUGCUGGUGAUGGAAGCCUCGAGGUGAGAUGUGCCUUGUCUGUCUGUGUCUUUUCAACGUUGGUGCUUCCUCGGAGCCUUGGAGAUUCCCAUUGGGAUGUGACUGAGGAGGAGGUUCAUCCAUGGGGAAGGGAGAUGGCAGCGGCUGCAUGGGGAGGUGUGUUCACCCUAUGGAGCUGGGUCCUGCCCCAUUCAGACAUUCCUUAUUGGGUGCUCCCUGCUCCCCAAGGGUAAAUCCUGAGCCAGUGCCUGUGGUUGCUCCUUGAGGACUGCAGUGCUUGACCCACGUGGUGCUGUUAAAUCCAUCUCCUUUUGGGCCGUGCGUUGUUUGGAGCAGCCCUUGGAGCUGUGUCUCCUCAGGAGCUGUUCUGAUGCUUCCAUGGGAGCAGUUUCAUAGGAAAAAUAACUUAUUUUAUACUCUUUUGGGCUUGUUUUUUUGAGCAUUAGUCCGCAGAGGUUGCAUUUGUAAAGGGGGGUUGGGUGCUAGAGCAAUUGUGUAGGGAAACUCUUCCAGAUGGCAUGGAACUGAUUUUAUUUAACCUGACCUAAAUUCAAUACUUUUGGGGUGGGGGGUGGGUUAUUUUUUGCCUUUUUGUUGUGUUAAACUCAUGGCUUCAGAUUACCUUCCCCAUAGGUUCAUGUUUGCUUUGGGAUCAGGCCAUCAAACUGCUGCAGCACUUCCAAAAGCUGAUGUUUGGGCUGAUUCUUCCUUAUCUGCUUCUUCUUCCAGAUCAUCCGUGCAUAGAGCUUGUGUGUUUGCACUGCCUGGGGGACCUGUGGCCCAGCACAGGACACUGUGUGCUGGGGAGGAGGUGGAGGGAGCUCAGGUUUGCUCUUCAUUAUGGUGCCUGGGGAAGCUAUAGGAUCCUGGGAGUGCAAAGUUGGCUCUGGGGUAAGGGAGAAGACUUGUGUGCAAGAGAGAAUUAGGGAGGUUCCACUGUAUGGGGUCUGCUGUCAUUUGAGGGACAUGCCAGGAGCUUGGAGUAGGAGCUGGCUGAUGUGUUGGUGGAGUUUGGUGAUGCCAAUGUGGUUGGUGCAGUUAUUAAAUGCUGUGGAGGGGGUUGAGGGAGUCCAGAUACUCGUAAACUCCAUCAUUUGGUGACUGAUGGCUGGGGGAGAGAUUCCCUUUGGAUAAUUCACCCCAGCAAAGAGAAGCAGUGAGUGUGGAAGUUUCUUUACCUUCAAGACUUAUGGGGGACUUCAUCCAUAGGGAUCCCUUCCAACCUGAGGUUUUCAAUGGGAUGCUUGAAGGGGAAGCCCCAUUUUACAGAAGCUUUUACAAAGGGUACCAAACCUGUGAGAUUUAUAGAGCCCUUCACGUGUAUCUGGAGCAUCCCCCAAGCUGCUUCCUCCUGAACAGUAGUGAGAAAGGAUGCAAAGGUCAGGACGAUGGUGAGAGGUGUUGAGGGUGGUUGUGACAUGAGACUGUGGCCAAGAGCUUCCAAGAGGGGCCAAUGCUGGAGACCAGGAGAGCUUACAGGUUGCUUUGCUUUCACCCCCAGAACAGGGGAACUCAAAGGCAUCAGGAGGCAGUUGGAGGUCAGUGCUCCCUGGCUGCAGGAGGGGAGGUGAUGUUUGCAUGCAGGGGCAUGUAAAGCAUCCCCUGGUGCUGUCUCCGGCAGGAAACCAGCCCCACGGAACCAGGGCUCUGCUCUGCUGUGUCCCCUUGAUCCCGACAGGGUUGGUACCAUGUGUGCUGUGCUAAGUCAGGUAGGAAACGGAGCAUUUACCUUCCUAGGCUGUCACACUUGGAUGUAGCAUUCAAACCCUGCUGUUGUGCAGGUGAUACUUAGCCUUUGAGUGCCUCUGUCACCUGCAAGGGGGUAUUCCAGGCUGCUGGCACACAGUUCCAUGCCUGGAAUAAAACCCCAGGAGCUUCCAGGCCUGCAGAGUCACAAAUGGGCUCUCGGUGGUGUUCUUAUUUGGUAAGAAAAAGGACUACAGAAGUUAUCAUCCCUGAAGUUUCCAAUGCUAAUCUUCAUCUGAUGCAGUGUGGGAUGCAUUGACCUCAUGGGUGGGUUUUCCUAUGGAGCGUGGAAAAGGAAUUGUGCUUGGAGGAGCUUCUGCAGACCAGGAAAGCAAUGGAAAGAAGAGGAUUGUGUCAAGGUUUAACUUGGGAACUCCUGCAUCUCUUUGAACUUCCAGUGUGUUUCUGACUCUGACCACCCAUGGGAUGCUGGGGCAUGGAGCUGCUGGAAGAGCCAGCUGAAACCAGUGUGUUCCCAUGCAGGGAUGACACUCAUGGUGCUGGGGGGGGUUUAACUGUGAUUGUCAGGUUUCUUUCAUCUGUUGGCUUGGAUAACGUAGCCCUAGUCCCUAAGUACACAUCCUGACAUAGGACUGGGUGGUUUUGCACCAGAAACUCUCAUGUUUUGCAGUAUAAAGUGCACUUUUUCUUCAGCCACACCUUGUAUUCCUGUCUGAUGGGUGUCUGACGUGCUGAAAGUGAUGCUCUGCCUGACCUCCCAAGCUGAGGAUCUUGUUCCUUCCUCAUCGUAGUCAUUGCAGCCUGUGAGCUGCUUCUGCUCAGUCUCUUGGAAGACCAAGGAGAGAAGAAAAUGCCUCCCAUAGGUAGGAAUUCAAGCUAGGAAAUGAACCUAUACACUGCCCUUGACUAAAACUGUGCUGCGUCAGUGCACGGUCAGGUUUCCUAUUGCACCAGCUUCUUCAAUCACAGAUGUUUACUUUGAUGAAACAGGGAGUGCCUUGUCCUGUGCUGGGCUUGCUUAUGGCGAGCAGAGGGUGAUGAUGGGGACACAUCCACCCAAGGUGGAUGGAAAGACUGGGAGAAACUGGGAUCCCUUUCAUCCAAGGAUGCUCUUCAGCAACGGUGCUGAACCUGAUGCACCCUCAGACCUGACCGAGGAGCAGACAAGCUCUUUGCUGCUCGGUUCUCACUCUGGUUGGGUUGGCCAAACCUGUGCAGGUUGUUCUGUCUCUUGGGUAGGGUUCGGUGCUGUGCACAUCACAGCAUCACCCGGUGCUGGGGCCCUCUCUUCAUGCAUCCCAGUUGUGUGCCUGGUACCUCAGGUGUGGCUGAUGUUGCUCUUGCUCAUCAGGACUCAGUUUGGAACCUGUUUCUCUCAGUGUGUUCUUGCAGUGCCUUGUAAAACCCAACCUAUCUCCUGUGGCAAAGGGCUGUGUCCUAAAGAACCCUUCACGUGCGUGCAGCUUGCUGUGGCCAGACUGGACUUUGUAACUGGAGACUGAAACCCAUGGCUUGAAGGAAAUAAAGAGUUCAACUCUGA
Molecule: messenger RNA, 6192 nt
Organism: Melopsittacus undulatus (budgerigar)
Lineage: Eukaryota; Metazoa; Chordata; Aves; Psittaciformes; Psittaculidae
Gene: PGPEP1
Product: pyroglutamyl-peptidase I
Exons: 4
Coding region: 142-774 (210 amino acids)
Biological process (GO): proteolysis
Cellular component (GO): cytosol
Molecular function (GO): pyroglutamyl-peptidase activity
Source: RefSeq, a predicted model, not a curated record